Messenger RNA from Erythranthe guttata (spotted monkey flower), 1392 nucleotides. RefSeq names its product SAUR-like auxin-responsive protein family. Lineage: Eukaryota; Viridiplantae; Streptophyta; Magnoliopsida; Lamiales; Phrymaceae. The record is from RefSeq and is a predicted model, not a curated record. Gene Ontology annotation, biological process: response to auxin.
GCAACAAUCAAUCAUUUGAAAACAGAUAUAGUUAGAUAUUCUGGGAAUAGAUACAGAUGACCAAAUAAAAUGCAUUGCAUUGCAUUACUAAUCCAAACAAUAAUCACAACCGACAAUUAAAUAUCAAUUUCCAUAUACAGUGUAUUACUUAUCUUUGUAUCAGGAUAUCAAUCAUAUACCAAUAAUACUUCCACACCGCUGCAAAUUUUAUUUUUUUGGCAAUCAUUAAAAUAUAAAAUAAUAUUUCACAGUGCCUUUUAUACAUUCCAACCGUCACAUAAUUUAUCAUUACUGAUAUUCCUAAAGAAUAAAAUUGAAAAGAAAAAGUAGUCAUGUGGUAGGGUUAAUUUAAGCUCCAGGACAAAAUUCACACGUGCACAGUUUAUUUUAGUAGAUGCAAAUCUGUGAGUCAAGUCUCCAUACAAAAUUAUAUUGACCAUAACCCAUAACCCUAGUUCUUGUACGUACCCCACAUAUAUAUACAUAUCGAAAGAAGAUGGCAUGUUUAUUUCGGUUGGAAGUGGGUCUCAAAUAUUACCUCCAAUCGGGUCAGAUACAACGACCCUCCAACCACAUUCAAAUUUAUAAUCCUUAUCCCACUUCGAUCGAUCGAUCGAUCUGCAUAUAUGUAUAUGUAUAUAUAUAUAUCUCGAGUCACAAACUUUUUCUUCACACUACGUACACAACAAGCACUAAAUCAACAUGAAGAAGAUCAACUCCAUACUUAGGAAGUGCAAGACUUUGUCUAGGCAAUUGAGUCGGAGCUCCUCUUACAGUAGCCUGAGAUCCAAGUCCACGAGGUAUCCGGAUCCGGAUACGGAUCGUUGUUAUUUGCAGGGGGAGAAGGAGGCGUGCGAGACAAUCUUCGUGGGGAGUUCGAGGAGGAGGUAUGUGAUCAGCUCCAAGUAUUUGAACCAUCCUCUAAUGAGUGCACUCAUUGAGAAAUCCGGCGACGAAACGUGCCCGGGUCCGGGUCGGAAUCCGGAUCCUCUGUCGGUGAAAUGUGAGGUGGUGCUCUUUGAUCAUCUCUUGUGGAUGCUUGAAAAUGCCGAUCCCGAUUCUCGUGAUUCUUUGGAAGAGCUGGCCGAACUCUAUGUCUACUAAACAGGAAAAAAAAAAUCAACGUUGGAGUAUUAAAUUUUUUUAUUUUUUGUUUUUGUGUUUUUAUUUUGUUGAUAAUAUUGAGAAAUUAGAGAUACAAACACGUAUAAAUUACAUGGGAUUUUAUAACCUCAUGAAUGUGUUUUUUUUUUUUUUUAAUUAGAAAAUUAAAUUUGGGUUUUGAUUAACCCAUUAGUUGUUUGUUGAGUAGUGACCGUAUAUCUAAGUUCUUGAAAUAUGGUUUCAAUUAAAAAAAAUAAAGGAAAAAAAAGAAAAAUCCGACCCAUCUUU